Fraxinus pennsylvanica is the source of this 756-nucleotide messenger RNA. Lineage: Eukaryota; Viridiplantae; Streptophyta; Magnoliopsida; Lamiales; Oleaceae. The record is from the annotation of a GenBank genome assembly.
AUGUCUGUCCCUGCGAGUUUGGCUUCUUCACCAAUUCUCUCAUUCACAGAAGCAGCCACUUCCGUUUCACAACUCCACCAAGCUCAUGCCUACAUGCUCAAAACUGGCCUUUUUCACCAAACCUUCGCCGCGAGCCGCCUCGUGACGGCGGCCACCACCAUCUCUUAUCACAGCCUUUCCUACGCUGAAUCCAUUUUCGCCCACGUUCACCGGCCCAACUCGUAUAUGUAUAAUACCAUGAUACGUGCAUAUGCAACUAGUGAGACUCCAAUUUUAGCCUUUACCAUCUUUCAUAAAUUGGUUUGUGAAGAUAGUGAAGUUUAUGCAGAUAAAUAUACUUUCACGUUUAUUCUUAAAGCUUGUGCUAGAGUUUGUAGAGGUAAAGAAGGGAAACAAAUUCAUGGAAUUGUCUUGAAGAAUGGACUUGGAGAUGAUGAGUAUAUAAACAAUACUUUGAUUCACAUGUAUGCGAAAUGUGGAUGCUUCAAAGUGGCACGUAAUUUGCUUGAUAGGAUGUGUAAAGAUGAUGUUGUUUCGUGGAAUGCUUUGUUGAGUGUAUACGCAGAGAUGGGAUUGGUAGAGUUGGCGCGUAAAUUGUUCGAUGAAAUGCCGUUGAGAAAUGUGGAGUCUUGGAAUUUUAUGGUUUCCGGUGCAUAUGCCAAGGCUGGUGCUUUUGGUGAAGUUUUGGUGCUUUUUGAGGAUAUGCAGAGUUUGAAGCGGUGUUUGGCUGUGGCAGUGGUGACGAGAUGGAGAUAA